UUGGGCGUUCGCGGCAGCAGUUAGACUGCAGCGAGCAGUUGUGUGUUGACCUCUUCGAAGAACUCGUCACUUCUCUACCUCACGCGCAGUAUGUCUGGCCGCGGCAAGACUGGGGGCAAGGCCCGCGCCAAAGCUAAGUCGCGCUCGUCGCGUGCAGGCCUUCAAUUCCCUGUGGGCCGUGUUCACCGGCUGCUGCGGAAGGGCCACUACGCAGAAAGGGUGGGCGCAGGCGCGCCUGUGUACCUGGCAGCGGUGCUUGAAUACCUCACGGCGGAGAUCCUGGAGCUGGCGGGCAACGCGGCCCGCGACAACAAGAAGACGCGCAUCAUCCCCCGCCACCUGCAACUGGCUAUCCGCAAUGACGAAGAGCUUAACAAGCUACUGGGCGGCGUGACGAUCGCCCAAGGAGGUGUUCUGCCCAACAUCCAGGCCGUGCUGCUGCCCAAGAAAACCAGUGCCACCGUAGGGCCAAAAGCACCGGCGGGCGGCAAGAAGGCCACCCAGGCCUCUCAGGAGUACUGAGGGGCGCCCGCGCUGCCCGCCCCCGGGAGCCCGACCCUCCCUGUGCCACCACAAAGGCCCUUUUAAGGGCCACCACAGCCCUCACAGAAGGAGCUGAGCCACGGCGGCGGUGUGCCGCCGCCCCACCCCCCAACCUUCCCCCUAAUCCCCCGCCCGUGCAAGUUAGAGGGCCCGUUCCUGUUUUCCGCCGCCGCGGAGGUACCGUUGAACACCGUGCGGCAGGCCCUGGUCGUCUCCGGAGCUAUGACUCAGCCGUCCUGCCUUCUGAGUGGCUGAUGGGCUGCGGCACCUGGAAGGCCAGGCCUGCUGCUCUGACGUGGGGCUGAGGUGAGCGGCCGCGACCCCGGAAGGUGAGUCGCUGGCGGAGCCCCCUCAGAUUCUUCUCCAGCUCGGUGCUUAGGUCGCGAACUCAGACAUGGCUGUGGACUUCUUCCCUGGCUUUGGUGGAGACUUUGAUCCUUAAAUUUGUUCGGGCGUCCCCUUUGCUGCCUCCGUCUUAAUUCUAGACCUGGGCGAUGCGGCCAAGACAGAUUCUGGAAUGUGCACGCCUUCCCCCAGAGAUGGGCUCCUCCCCAGGUGAAGCUGGGGAAGGUGGGGGGCGGCCGCGUGGACUGCAGGGCUCGUGCACGCGCGCGUGCACGCGCCCGCCCGCCCGCAGCUGACGGGCAGCGAAGCCUCCCUUCUCCAGCACCAUCGCUCAACACCUUGAUAUAUACCAGCACAAGCCGGUAUCCUCUUCUGGACGCAGCCUCCGUGGGCUUCCGAACUGAAAUUUAGCAUCUAACCCAUUUAAGAGUAGUACCUUAAGUAUUGGGGAGUUUCAGAUGGACUAACUUUGUUUAUUAAAGAUUUUUUUUUUUAA
Pteronotus mesoamericanus is the source of this 1384-nucleotide messenger RNA. RefSeq names its product histone H2AX. Gene Ontology annotation, molecular function: DNA binding; protein heterodimerization activity; structural constituent of chromatin. NCBI's taxonomy places the organism in Eukaryota, Metazoa, Chordata, Mammalia, Chiroptera, Mormoopidae. Gene Ontology annotation, cellular component: nucleosome; chromatin. Gene Ontology annotation, biological process: heterochromatin formation; DNA damage response. The transcript has a single exon. The record is from RefSeq and is a predicted model, not a curated record. The coding region runs from base 91 to 522 and encodes 143 amino acids.